CUUAGCUGACCAAUGCAUCCUUUUCUUGCGAUGAGCUGCAUCUUGAUCAUUCAUAAGCAUAUAUCCAUGGCUUGAAUCAAUUUAAUCGCUUAUUAAGCUUGGCGGAGUUAUGUAUCUACACACAGUAGAUGAGAUUUCAGAAUGACACACAGGUUUUAUAUAAAGCGAACCGAGUACCACCUUGAAUGUAGACCACCCAGCAGUUCCAAACAUCAAAGGUUUCCCCAAACUAACUCAACUUGACCGAAAAACAUCAACUAUGACGGCCACAAUUGGAAUUGCUGGAAUCACCUCCAAGUUCGCUCGUCUCCUCACAGUGCGUCUUCUCCAGAAUCCUUCCGUUCAGAUUCAUGGCUACAGUCGCGACCUCAGCAAGCUUCCACUUUCCAUCACAUCUUCCUCUCGCAUCCAACUCAUUCAAGGAGAUGCGUUCGAAAUUUCCAAAAUACAUUCUUUCGUCAAAUCCUGCAAUGUAGUGAUAUGCUGCUACAGAAGCGAUUACUAUCUGGGAGACGACAAUCUCAUGCUCGAUGGCCAAAAGAAUCUAAUCGAUGCCUGCGAAUCCGAAGGAGUGCCAAGAUACAUUGCAAGCGAUUGGACAUUCGAUUACACAAAAAUAGGACUAGGUGAAAUCCCACUCAAGGAUGCUAUGAUACUCGUGAAGAGCUAUCUUGAAACCAAGGAUCAUGUCAAAGGUGUUCAUAUUUUGACCGGCCCUUUUAUAGAAGCCAUGCUCCAUCCAAUUUUAGGAAUUUGGGACUCGGCUGCUGUAAAGUUUCGAUAUUGGGGAAAUGGGGAUGAAGUACUCGAAGGGACGAUUUAUGAGGAUGCGGCCGCCUUUACAGCAGCAAUUGCAAUCGAUGAAAGUGCUGUCGGGGUGAAAAGAGGUUUGUCCUAUGUCGUCGUACAACCAUUUACAAGCUAACUGGGAAUAGUUCUUGGUGGAGCUUCAAGUAUUACUCAAAUUGCUGCUUCUUACGAGAAGGUGUACGGCAUCAAGCCAGCGCUUGAAUCUCGCGGGUCGUUGGAAACUUUACGUCAGCGCGUGCAAGAACUGGCUGCAGAGACACCACAAAAUCCGGCCGUAUAUACCCCACUGUAUGUUUUCCUGAACCUUACCUUUGCCGGGGAUACUAAUUUCAUACAGGCUUUAUCAAUAUUACAUCAUGAGCGGGAAAACAUCGGUGGGCCCUGGUUUGGACAAUACUACAUAUCCAACGGUCAAGGCACAGAAUUGGGAGAACUUCUUGAGACUUCACCCUAAGGAGUACCUAGACAGGUCUUAUGAAUCUGCCACUGAAGCAGUUUGAGGAGGGCCCUGUGAUCCUUUAGGCAAAAGGUACUGUAAGUGAAUUGGCAAAGCGCUAGCGAGAAGGAAAUCAGCGCGCCAAUUUAUGAUAUAUUAAGUUAUACUAUUCUUCUUCAAUUUCACAUAAAAUGAGCGAUCGCCUAGGGAUACUGUACAUGGCUUCAUACUCCCAAAUGCUUAAAGUGUGAUUCGCCCCGCUAUGUAAGAUUUACACAUGCGAUCGAAUUCGCACAUAAAA
Hymenoscyphus albidus is the source of this 1547-nucleotide messenger RNA. NCBI's taxonomy places the organism in Eukaryota, Fungi, Ascomycota, Leotiomycetes, Helotiales, Helotiaceae. The record is from the annotation of a GenBank genome assembly.